GAGUAAUGAGGGAUGCUGCCGGUGUCCGCUCUCUUCGCGGCGCUGAUGUGACUGUACAGUCGCGCUGGGCGAACCGGUAAUCCAUCUCUCUGAAACCGACGAUCAGGACGCGUCCAUUGACACCGGAGUCCUCCGUCACUGGCGCACUGCUAGGAUUUGGUACUGCUGCGCACUAAAACGAUAAGCUGGCAGUUGUCUGAUGCCGCAGAAAAUCUCGCCAUUGUUCCGAUGAGCAACCCAGCAGCGCUGCUUUGAAGAGAGGCGCUAAUUUCAAUGUAUUUCCGCGGGAUCCUCGUAUCAAUGUUGCCUUGUGCGAUAUGCCUCCUAUGCAGCAUCCAGGGCAUCCUGUCAUUCGUGGCCACUGUCAGAGAGGACAACAGCAUCUUGAUGUUGCUGGAGCCAGCAGACAUGGUGGAUAACGGCACAGUGUACGGCGUGCGGGUGACUGGCGAGCCUGAGAGCCACUUCCUGCUGUUUCAAAACCUCAGCGACUCUGUCCCUCCACCGCUGGUCUUCAACGCUUCCUAUCACGGCCUGUGCUACAUGGUCAGCCUCAUGGUCAGCAAUGGCACUGUGUGGUCCAAGCCAGUGAAGACUGUCAGCCUCCUGACAAAGCCUCUUCCAGUAUAUAGCGUGUUUAUCCAUGACUACAAACCUGCCCCGGAAACGAGCGUCAUCUUUGAGCUCAAGUCUGCAGAGAAUAAUGUUUUUACACGAGUAAAUAUCAGCUACUCUGAGGGACACGAGCAGCGGUCAAUGCUGUACAAAGACUUCUUCAAGGGGAAAACCGUCUUCAAACAUUGGCUUCCUGGAACCUGCUACAGCAACAUCACCUUCCAGCUGGUGUCAGAGGCCACAUCCAACAAGAGCACCCUGGUCCAGCACAGUCUGGUGCUCCACCAGCCCGGCCGGCACAGGACAGCACCCAACCCGCCCCUCAAUGUCUCCUUCCGGAUUAUUCGUCUGAGCCGGAAAGCAGCACCGCGGCUUGCACGUAGCGGGUCAUACUCUCGCCUGGUUGGUGACGUCCCCUUGAUAGAUGGACAGGAUGAGGUGGUGCCUAUGGAGGAAGAAGGGGACCCAUGGAGCUUUGCCACUGGACAGGAAUACUUGAGCCCAACCCACGGCUCCAAUGGCUCGGCAGAUGACUCGUCCACCAGCAGUACAAGGAAUGAGAGCUCCUCGCAAGCCUAUUGGCCACUGGCCACAGCCAGCCCCACCUCCUCUGGCCCCAUAUCGAGCGAGGAGUUUGUAAACGCACCAGUCGUAGAAUCUGAAGAUCAGAGCGAUUCGGGUUCUGGCAUGGACCAACCCCAUCAUCGUGCGCCCUCGUUGCCCACCUCUGGGCCGCCCCACCUUCUGCUGGAGCUGCAGUGGCAGGCACCUCGCCCACCAACCAUGUUUGAUGGCUUUGUAGUCAACAUCUCCAGAAAUGGUAACGACACAGAGGUGUCCCAGGUGGAAGAAAACACGCAGGAGUUUGUCAAGAAGCUGAACGAACCUGGGAGCUACAGGGUGCUUGUGACAACACAGAGCUCAUCCGGAGACUGUGAGCCCAGAGAGAGCCGCAUAGACUCCAGCUUCACCUUCUACCUCAGUUCCAGUGGGGAGUGGUUUGAAGAGCCCAAGGAACGACCCCAGGCUGUGACGGUGAGGAUGCUGAACUCCAAUACAGCAGCCAUCUCCUGGGCUGCACCUUCAACAAACCUUAAUGGAAGCCUGGUGUCUGUACUAUCUCUUACCUGCUCCAAACCAAGGCUUGGUCAGAGGCUGGAGAGUAACUAUUGCAAUGAGGAAAAUACUACCAGUGACAUCAUCACCGACUUAACCCCCGGUGCACAGUACCAGGUUCUGGUCUUCUUCACAAAUGGCCCUCUCGUCGGACCUGCCUCAGACCCCGUCAUCAUCUCAACAUUGCCGCUGGGUGUCCAGAACUUGGCUGUGCAUUCUCUGAGUCCCUGGGAGGCCAUCCUGAGCUGGCAGCGGCCGCACAAUGUGGCCUUCCACAAGUACAUCGUAGAGACCUUCUUCUUCAACCCAGCCACGCUCACCUCGCAGUGGAGCACUUAUUACGAGCUCACUGCCACCUCUUCGCUGGUGGCCUCUGUGAGGGUGACAGACCUACUGCCCGCCUGGUACUACAAAUUCCGCGUCACCAUGGAGACAUGGGGCGAGCCGGCGCGAAGCUGCUGUGACAGAUCCACUGUGAGCUUCAUCACAGCUCCGGAGGCGCCCCACAUAUCCCUGGUGGAAUACUUCAGCAGCGUGCUCCACGUCAGGUGGACCUACGGGGACAUCUUCACUGACCUGUCCCAUUCCCGCAUGCUGCACUGGCAGGUGGCGGCCGAGGGCAUGAGAGGGGCCAGGAGACGAGCGUCUGCCAACGUGCCCCGCACUGCCAUGCAGGCAACGCUGGCUCUGCCCCCUGGGGACAUCUACAACCUGACUGUGACAGCAUGCACGGAACGCAGCAACAAUACAUCCACACCGCACAUCAUCAAACUGGAACCGGCUCGUCCAAAGUCUCUCUACGCUGUCAACACGACACACACGUCGGUGUCUCUGCUCUGGGUCGAGGAAGGAAUCGUGGAUUUCUACCGGGUUUCCUGCAAGCAAGUGGGCCUCAGUAGGAGCACGAAAGGGGAGAGGGAAGCCCAAACUGUCCACUCCCAUGUGGCAACAGUCUCCAACCUCCUACCUGCCACCACCUACAACUGCAGCGUCACCAGCUACAGCUACAGCACUCCCAGCGAGCCUGCUUAUGUGGCCAUCUCCACCCAAGCCAGGGAGCUGAAUCCCAGUGUGGCAGCCAUAUCUGCACUAGCCGUCCUCAGCGUCCUCCUCAUCAGCCUGCUCCUCUUCAUCCUCAUCGUGCUCCGCAAGAAGCACAUACAGAUGUCCAGAGAAUGUGGGGCUGGGACAUUCGUCAACUUUGCCUCCUUUGAGCGAGACGGGAAGCUACCCUACAACUGGCGAAGGACCCUUUUCGCCUUCCUAACUCUCCUGCCAUCCUGCCUUUGGACUGAUUAUCUUUUGGCUUUUUAUAUUAAUCCAUGGAGCAAGACUGCCUUAAAGAAGAGGAAACUGACAUGCCCAGUCCAGCUGGACGACUUCGACACCUACAUCAGUGACAUGACCAGAGACUCCGCCUACAAGUUCUCUCUGCAGUUCGAGGAGCUGAAGAGCGUGGGUUUGGACCUGUCCCAUGAAGCUGCUGACCUUGCUGUCAACCGAUCAAAAAACCGAUACACCAACAUCCUGCCAUAUGACUUCAGCCGUGUCAAGCUACUCUCUAUGCAAAACGAGGAAGGAUCGGACUACAUUAAUGCUAAUUAUAUUCCCGGCUACAAGGGCCCCCGGGAGUACAUCGCUACCCAAGGCCCACUGCCCGAGACCCGCGACGACUUCUGGAAGAUGGUGCUGCAGCAGAAGUGUCGUAUCAUCGUCAUGCUGACGCAGUGCAACGAGCGGCGGAGGGUGAAAUGUGACCACUACUGGCCCUACACCGAUGUGCCGGUCACAUACGGAGAGAUCACUGUGGAGAUGUUGUCGGAGAAGGAGUCUCCGGAGUGGACCGUCAGGAACUUUAGACUGAGCUGCGCAGAUGAGACUCAGGACGUCCUGCACUUGAACUACACGUCCUGGCCAGACCACGGUGUUCCCACCAUCAACGCCAUCGAGAGCAUUUUGCAGUUUGUGCACAUUGCGAGGCAACAGGCAGUAAAAUUGAAGGGUCCCAUCAUCGUACACUGCAGUGCCGGAGUGGGUCGCACAGGAACCUUCAUUGCUCUGGACCGGCUGAUGCAGCACAUGCGGGAGCACGAGUUUGUUGACGUGCUGGGCCUGGUGGCAGAGAUGCGAGCGCAUAGGCUGUGCAUGGUGCAGACGGAGGAACAGUACGUGUUUAUCCAUCAGUGCGUCCAACUGAUGUGGAGGAAGAAGCAGCAGACAGUCACUGGCGACGUCGUCUACGAGAAUGUCAUCAAGUCGUAAUCGUGGAGUCCUGCAGUGUUGAAGUGAUUCAUCUGCCCUCCCCUGCUUCAGGCUUUCGUUCUCUGCCCAGAGAUUUGUUUAAUCAUCGAUGCCAAAAAUGAACACAGAAAAGAGAAAUAGCGCUUUCGUUUAAAACUGGAGGACGCCUGGGAAGGAAUCUUGCCUUAAAGGAGCAUUUAUUUACUGAAAACUUUUGGUUUUUGGGAUAUUUUUCAAAGUCGCCUUAGUCAGAAUAUAUUUAAGAAAACUUCUGGCCUAUCCAGCAAAAUGAACUGUCCCCCACAAAGAUAUUUCACUCUUGUUGAACAAGAAGCAUCAGAACUGGAACACCUUUGACACCAAUCAAGAGAGUCCCUCUAGUGGCACAUGAGUGGAACUGAAGGUCAGUCAGCAGCAUCCUCUAAAUAUUCAUUUUAAUUUGCCAAAAAAAAAAUUUAAAUCCCAUGUUUCGGAAAUGGCAUCACAUCACCACAGUGCAGUGUUACAGCAAGUUCCAUAGGAAGCAUCACAUAUAAUGGCAUCUGGUUCACAGUUGGCUGGUUAUGUGUGUAAACAUUUAUUUAGCCUUUUCAGCACCUGAAACCUAUCUGUGCAAGAUUUUAGUGGAAACCAAACCGCAAUAUUCAGUCACACUGCCAGUGGUUUAAGGUUCUAUGAAGGUAAGAAAGGCCACCAGAGGGUGCCAGUGAGAGCCCCCUGCAUUGCUCUGUUAUGGUGGCCGGAAAGGAGAGGGCCUGGUUCCCAGGAGUCUGUGGCUAAGGGAGGGAGGCUGUAAAGAGAUAUUUUCCUGUGUGACACAAGAGCUGUGUGAACUGAAAGCCCCCCCCGAGCAAACCCAGGAAACCACUGUCCCUCUACUGUCCCAUAGCCUGCAGGACACCCGCCUCCCUGGUCAUGUGAGUAACAGCCCCCAGGGGGGAGUGUGGCGGAAUGGGAGGCUUUCAGGAUGCUUCCCGUCAUGUGAGGUUACGUAUCUCCAGUUGGAUAACAGCUCAUCUUCAAACUUGUGCAGUCAGGACACUGUAAUCACUUGCAUAUGGGCAUAAUCUAAGCUUUUCCCAAAAAUUUUGCAGCAGUAACAUAGCAUUUUAUUAUAGAAAAAUGACUUGGUUUGCAGAGAGAUCUUCAGCGUAACAUAUUGGCUUAGAGUUUUAUUACAAAUUUCCGGUUACAUCAUCCCUAGCUCACUCCUUGCUCCCAGGUUUCCGGCCCUGUUGUCAAAGCAGGGUCUCAUACACACGCUUCCUUCACACUGAUUAUUUUUACCUGGGACACGUUGUCUUGCUUCCCUUCAAGAUGGCUCUUCCUGUAAAGAAGCUGCAUCUUCAUUCAGAUCGUCCUAAGCAUCAUCACCCGGGAUACGUAGGUUAUGAUUAUCACGUGAAGCACUUAGCAUCGAUCGCCUCGGAUGAGGACCUGAAAGCGGAGCCUUUGAUACAGAGGAAUGGCCAGUAGACUCUCACUGCAGAGAAAUAAUAUCCCUCAGUCAAUCUUGGACGAGAAGAGAAGCUCGUCGGCCAAAAUGGUACGGGACCAAUGCGAAUCUGGGAGUGUGUGAAAACCACGGCUAAUGUAGAGUAGGCAACAAGUUAAGCCACCGGAGAACCUUCCUGCAUGUUCCAACGGGCUGCAGCUCUUCCUGUGUGGUGUGUGUGGUGUGUGUUCAAUGUGUUGUGGAGUCUGGGGACAGUGCUGAACACCGUUUCUCCCCAAUUUAACCGAGUGAACAGCAAAAGGCAGCUGCUCGUCCAGUUCCUAAGUGUGUGGCCGGUACAGUCUGUCACUGGUGCCAUUGCUGUGUAUCUUUCUGUCAUGUCGCUAGAGGGAGGAUCCUGUAUUACUAGAAUAGCUGGGUGAUAACUGUCAAUGAGUUCAGUGUGUGUGUUGAAUAAAGCCUUUCGAUAUCUGUUCUUA
Molecule: messenger RNA, 5907 nt
Organism: Brienomyrus brachyistius
Lineage: Eukaryota; Metazoa; Chordata; Actinopteri; Osteoglossiformes; Mormyridae
Product: receptor-type tyrosine-protein phosphatase O-like
Exons: 27
Coding region: 274-3993 (1239 amino acids)
Biological process (GO): peptidyl-tyrosine dephosphorylation involved in inactivation of protein kinase activity; axon guidance; podocyte differentiation
Cellular component (GO): plasma membrane; GABA-ergic synapse; glutamatergic synapse
Molecular function (GO): Wnt-protein binding; cadherin binding; protein tyrosine phosphatase activity
Source: RefSeq, a predicted model, not a curated record